Molecule: messenger RNA, 4550 nt
Organism: Zeugodacus cucurbitae (melon fly)
Lineage: Eukaryota; Metazoa; Arthropoda; Insecta; Diptera; Tephritidae
Gene: Xpc
Product: DNA repair protein complementing XP-C cells homolog
Exons: 6
Coding region: 133-4131 (1332 amino acids)
Biological process (GO): nucleotide-excision repair; mismatch repair
Cellular component (GO): nucleus; cytoplasm; nucleotide-excision repair factor 2 complex
Molecular function (GO): damaged DNA binding; single-stranded DNA binding
Source: RefSeq, a predicted model, not a curated record
AAUAUAUCACUAAAGCGUAUAGAAGAAGAAUUCACAACUAAUUUCAAACAGCGUCAAAAAAUCGAUAUAGCAGAACAAAUUUCUUGAUGCGAAAAGAAUAUAUUUUUUUCCGCGCGUAGGUUGUGCAUAAAAAUGUCGGACGAGGAAGAAGAGUCAAUGUCUGAAGGCUUUUCAGCCAGUGAAGAUGAAUGGAAGCCAACAAAAGAUGUGCGUGGUGGCGAAUCAUCUGACGACGAUGAUAGCGAUUUCGAGGAGCAUCGUCAAAUUGCAGGCGCGCAAAAUAUCAGUGGAACGGGUGCUGUAGGUAGAAGAAAGGGCACAUCGUCUAAAGCAACUGUAAAGCAAACUGCCAUUAAGAAACGCAAAGCCACUGGUCAAUCACUGCGCACCAAACUUUUCAACAAAUAUCGGCCACCACCAAAAACUUUUCCGUCACCCAACAGUGCUGGCAGUAAUUCACCAUCGGCGUCAACUUCACGAACGGCUUCAAAAAACGCCAAAGUGCCCAAUGAAAGUGGCGAACCUGGCAACGACUCCAGCAGCGAAUCGAGCGUCGAAGAUUAUCUGGUAAAUCCAGAUGAUAUUGAUUUUCAAUCGAGUUUCUUCAACGUUCAACAUGUAGACAAGGCAAAAUCCACUUCCCCAGCACCGAUUUUCGACUGCAAUGCGGGUAUUACGAAACUGUCUGAUUCGGGUUCAGAGGAUAACAACGAAUCUAGCGCCGAUGAACAGGCAAAUGGAAAAUCAUUUGAUUUUGCAAAUUUAUUGGAUAAUGUCAAUAGUCUGGAGCGUGCCAAGGAGACCAUAGCGAAACGUGCUGCUGAAAGCAAAGAGCAGAACACCAAAACAACUGGUGAAAAUGUGAAUGCAAACGCUAUGGAUGUCAACUCGCUACUUGCAUUGGGCGAAAAGCAAAGUAAUGCUGUCUUGCGCAGUGUUAAAUCGAAGGAUGAUGGCGAAGAGGAAGAUGACGAAUGCGAUGUUGAACGUGCGCCAAUCAAGCUAAGCAAAACAAAGUCGACACGCGUCAAGCGGCAUACCAAAACGCGACCAGCUUCAACGGUUUUGGCAGGCGAUACGGAUGAUUCGGACUUUGAGGAAGUAGCAGAAGACACACACUCCGUGUCGUACUCAACCACACACGACUCCAGCGCGCUGCUGAACACCUCGGAAGGUCUGGAGAUACAUGUGGAGCUGCCUGGCAAGCAGCGCCGCAACAAGGAGAAGAAACAACAGGAUUUAGAGUUGGCGCUCAGGCGAAAAUUGAAUCGUGAUUUGAAAGAACGUUAUUUGAAUUUACACAAAACUACGUUGUUGUGUUGUUUUGCGCGCAGUUACCGUUACAAUCGCAUGCUGAACGGCACACCACUGAUGCAGGCCGCAUUGAAACUGUUGCCGAGCAGCAAUGCUUAUCCACCAGAGCGUGGCACCGAAAUCAAAUACUUUGAGUCAAUGGUCACAUGGUAUAAGACGGCCGUGAAGUUGGCUUCGCCGAAUUUAUAUGGUGAGAAGAUGCGUAAAAGUAGGCGGCGAGUGAAGCGGGAGCUCAUGGCGCAGAUUAAACGUAAGGAGGCUAGUUGCAAACAGGAUUUUGUAUUUAUAUUUGUGGUAUUACUGCGUGCGAUGGGAUUACAGUGUCGGUUGGUAGUUAAUAUGCAGCCGCUGCCGCUGCGACCGGCGGCAUCUGAUCUACUGACGAUCAAAUUGAAGCGCGAGGGGGAUAAGAAAGUGGAGGAGGAUGCAGUGGAGGUAAAGAAAUUGAAAGUCGAGAGUGACAUAGCCAGUGGAGCGGAGGGGAAAAAGCUGCAUGGUGAGUUGGCGGAGAAGACCAGCAAAGAAAAGGUUGCAAAAUCCAAAGAAAAGAUUGUGAAAGAGGAGCAUAAGAAGGAUAAAGAAAAAGAGAAAGUACGCGAUAAGUGCAGUGAGAAGGCGGUGAAAGAGAAACUCAUGAAAGAAAAAGAGAAAGGGCUUAAGGAUCCUGCAAAAGAUACUCGUGAUAAGUUAGUUGCAAAAAGUCACGAUAAAGAAACGGUGCAAAAGAGUGCUCACAUUGGCAGCAAAAAGACACCAAGUUCAAAGCUCGCUGUGUUAAAAGCGGAAGAUCGAACUGAAAUUAUAAAUAAAAUUGUAAAACUGGAAGCAGUUCUAGAUACACAAAAGUCAUCAAAAAGAGCUCCGACCAAAGUAACAAAAGCAGCAGACACGACAGCGGAUGAGAAGCAGCUAUUAAACACCUCAAAAGAAAAAUUGGCAACAAAAGACGUAAAACCGAAGCUUUCGCGUCUAAAGAGCAAAAGAAAUGUCACGAAUCCCGAUGAACGUGACAAGCUCGACUUAUCGGCUGAUAAGCCUUGUCUCAGCGUGGAAGCAACGACGAUUACACGACACAAGCGACAAACUGCCGCUGAGAAGCCAGUAGUAAAUAAGCCAAUAGCGGCAACUAAAAGCGCGAAACCAGUAAUACAGGUGGGUUCACCUGUUAUACCGAAAAUCGUAAUUCAAUCAGGUAAAACCGUUGUCACUGCCGAACGCGAGAACCAACCACAGGCCGGUAGCAGCCGUACGCGUGUGACCCGUUCUCGCAGUAAAUCGCCCAAAAUGCAUAUCUCACCAACGUUCCUACAGAGCACAGAUUAUCGAAAUAAAUUUCCCGAAUCUACAACCGACGCAAAAGCACUGCCGAAAACUGGACGUGUCCCAGCACGCACCAGAUCUAAAAGUCCCAAGCAGAAAGUAUUAAUUUCAACAGAUUUUUUACAACAACAUGGUACCAGCGUUGCAGGCAGCACAAGAGCCGGACGCAUAUUGCGUUCGCGGCAAAAAUCCAAUGAGGUGCCGGGUGGUGAUAAAAAACUACCACCAGUGCCGCAGUUGGAUGGGGCUGAUGAUAGUUUGGAGAAGUCGUCAUCGUCGUCUAAAAGUAAGCGUCCACAAUUGAAAAAGUUGCAAAAUAAAUCUCAAUCGCGUGAAGACAAUUCCGAUGAAGACUUUGAACCGUCACCACCGAAGCAGCCGAAAAAGGCGCCAAAAUUACCAGCCAAGAAACCGGUGGACCGCCGUGUGCUGUCGUCCGAUGAGGAGGAAGGUGGCGGCGGCAUGGUGAAGCGUAAUCCCGCAGCUGCUGAUAUUUGGGUGGAAGUGUGGUCCGAUGCGGAAGAGCAGUGGGUCUGCAUAGAGUUGUUUAAAGGCAAAUUACACUCCGUAGAGGCGAUCAGGAAAGCCGCAUCCUCCACUUUCGCCUACGUGUUCGCAUUCCAAAAUGAUUUGAGCAUUAAGGAUGUGACUGCUCGUUAUUGUCCCAAUUGGACAACAACUGUACGCAAGUCACGUGUUGAACGCGCCUGGGUGGAGGCAGCCUUUGCACCAUACUAUGGUCAACGCACAGCUCGUGACAUACGCGAGGAUCAGGAGUUACGUCGUAUACACGAAGAGAAGCCGAUGCCAACCUCAAUUGCUGAGUAUAAGGAUCAUCCGUUAUAUGCGCUUGAGCGUCACUUACUCAAAUUUCAAGCCAUCUACCCACCGGAACCACCAACAUUGGGUUUUGUACGUGGCGAACCGGUAUAUGCGCGUGAAUGUGUGCACACGCUACAUUCGCGCGACAUUUGGCUGAAACAGGCGCGUACAGUCAAGUUGGGUGAACAGCCUUAUAAAAUUGUAAAGGCACGCCCCAAGUGGGAUCGGUUAACGCAAACGGUCAUAAAAGAUCAACCGCUGGAGAUAUUUGGAUAUUGGCAGACACAGGAUUAUGAGCCACCAACUGCUGAGGAUGGUAUUGUGCCGCGCAAUGCCUAUGGAAAUGUGGAACUAUUCAAAGAGUGCAUGUUGCCCAAGAAAACUGUACACUUACGUUUGUCGGGUUUAAAUCGCAUUUGCAAAAAACUGGGCAUCGAUUGUGCACACGCAGUGAUUGGUUUUGACUUCCAUCAAGGUGCCUGUCAUCCACUUUACGAUGGUUUUGUCGUCUGUGAGGAGUUUGCCGAUCAAGUGACGGCGGCUUGGUAUCAAGAUCAGGAGGAGCAAGAGAAGAAGGAACAAGAUAAAUAUGAGGCACGUGUGUAUGGCAAUUGGAAGAAACUCAUUAAAGGUUUGAUUAUCCGCGAGCGACUAAAGAAGAAGUAUAAUUUUUAAAGGUUCCGAAAUUCGAAGUUACAAGUUUAUUAUUGUUUAUUUUUGCCAGACGAUUCUAUGAAUUGUAUUUUUUGUGUUCUUUGCGCGUAUAUGCGAAUUUUGUUUUUUUUUGUUUACAGUCGCAUGUUUUUUCUCUGUAUCUGUUUUUCAUACCAUAAAAUAACAUAAAAUGUACCCGGUCCACGUAUAUAGGUACAGUACAAACUGUGUUUUAUAAAACAAUACUAUAUACUAUUAUACAUAUUUUGUGUCAAUGAAACAUUUAAACAUUUCUUUUCGUCAAUUUUGUAAUAAAGCCAAGCCAAGUAAGUGUUUGUCUAUUCAAUGUGUACUAUAUUUCCGCCAUACAAGCAUUGUAUUUAUUUAAGUUCGCUAUUUUUGUGUUUUGCCUUACUUGUGAUUCAAUAAAAAGUUUUCUA